Messenger RNA from Eurypyga helias (sunbittern), 1282 nucleotides. RefSeq names its product chromosome unknown open reading frame, human C6orf211 (gene DCPH1). Gene Ontology annotation, molecular function: phosphatase activity. Lineage: Eukaryota; Metazoa; Chordata; Aves; Eurypygiformes; Eurypygidae. The transcript has 4 exons. The record is from RefSeq and is a predicted model, not a curated record. The annotation marks the transcript as partial. Gene Ontology annotation, biological process: DNA damage response. Gene Ontology annotation, cellular component: cytoplasm; nucleus.
AUCCUUUGCAUAUUUUACAAUUAAAGACAGACUGCCCCAGAUCCUCACCAGAGUUAUUGAUACUCUGCAUCGACAUAAAAAUGAAUUUUUUGAAGAACAUGGUGAGAAGGGUGUUGAAGCGGAGAAGAGAGCUAUAUCUUUCCUCUCCAAACUGCGGAAUGAACUGCAGACGGACAAACCGGUGACCCCCUUAGAAGAUGAUCUGCCCGAUGCUGCGCUGUGGAACCAAUACCUAGACUACCAGCGAAAUUUAUCAAAUGGAAAUGGAGAACCGAGCUGGUUUCAGUCCCCUUGGUUAUAUGCUGAGUGUUAUAUGUAUCGAAGAAUUCAUGCGGCAUUAGUACAGAACCCACCUAUUGACAACUUUGAUGUAUUUAAGGAAGGAAAGGCUCAAAACUUCUUUGAAUCCCAAGAGGCUGUUAUUGCUUUAUGCACUUACUUUCAGGAACUUCUUAAAAACAUCAAGGAUCUAGAGGAAAAGCAAGUUAAAGAGGAACUUUUUAAGCUGCUGCAGGUGUCACUGUGUGGCAAUAAGUGUGACCUUUCUUUUUCAGCGGGUGGAGACAGCUCUCAGAAAUCUAGUCCUUUACAAUCCCUGGAAAACAUGAUACCUUACAUCUUAGUGAAUGAUAUGGAAAAACUUUGGUCACUACUUGUAAAUGCCAAAAAAGGAAAUACAGAAAAAAGUAAUGUUAGGAUUGACAUAAUCCUGGAUAAUGCCGGGUUUGAGCUUGUCAGUGAUCUUGUGUUGGCUGACUUCCUGCUGUCGUCAAAGCUAGCUGAUGAAGUCCAUUUUCAUGGAAAAAGUAUUCCCUGGUAUGUGUCAGAUACUACAAAGCACGAUUUUAACUGGACUAUUAAACAACUGCAGUCAGCUAAUCAUAUGUGGAUGUCUAGGUGUGGGAUAAACUGGGAGGGCAAUUUGAAAAAGGGAGUUUGGGUUUACCAGGAUCACAUGUUUUGGACUUUGCCACAUGACUUUUCCUGCAUGGCUGAAGUUGCUCCUGACUUGUAUGCUGAUCUACAGAAGUCAAACUUGCUUCUUUUCAAAGGUGAUCUAAACUAUAGGAAAUUAACAGGAGAUAGAAAAUGGGAAUAUACUGUUCCAUUCCAUCAAGCCUUGAACAAGUUUCAUCCUGCACCUCUCUGUAGCUUGAGAACACUGAAAUCUGACACUCAGGUUGGCCUAAAACCUGGACAAGGUGAACAGAUUCAAGCUACUGAACCUGAGUGGAUGGUAAGUGGAAAAUACGGGGUCAUUCAGUCUGAUGCUGCUCUCUAG